AUGUCCAAUCUGCCACUACAAUCAGCAGUGAAUCAUAAUGAUGAUAAUGAUGAACAGAUCACCCCUUCAACAAAUAAACUCUCGACACUUAAUAGUCGAAUAACGUCACCAUUGAUUAUCAAACGACAGCAAAAUAUCGAAACCGAAACAGCAAAUAACCAAGCAUAUGAUGAAAUACACGACUUACAGCCAAGACAUUCCUCAAUCAAAAAAACAAAUAACGAUAAUUCAAAACAACGCUAUCAAUCAAAAUCGAAUAGUUCUCACGAUUUAAUGCAGGGCAACUAUUAUGAUCCAACGCGAUAUGAUGUCAUUUCUUCGUCAAAUCAUCUCUCUCAUCCACAAUCAAUUCACAUCAACAUUGAUGAAUAUAAAAAAACGAUUACUCCUAAUUCGACAAGCAAAGCUAAUAGUAACAAGACUCGUUCAACUUCACCACCAUUUGGUCAUACAAGUGAAUCAAUUCAACAAGGCAUCGCUCAAAGUGCUGGCAUACUUCUCGAAUUGAAUAAAAAACAACAUCAGCAGAAGAGCUCGAUGAAAACUAAUUAUCAGUCUCAUGAUCGAACAACACUGGAUAGUUAUCUAUUGAAUGAAAAUGAAACCAAGAAACAACGUUCAGUGUCGGCAUCGUCAUCAGCGUCCGAUUGUUCCACAUCAGAUUCUUCAUCAUCAAAUAAACGUGAUGAUGCUUGCGAGAAAUCAAACAUUCCCUAUAAGACAUUAACCAAUGAUGAAAACGAAGAUAAUGAAGUCUUAAGCGAACAAACAGAAAAGCCUGCAACAGAAUCCACAUUCUUAAAUAAGAAUUACUCUCAGACUUAUGGUACUCAAUCUAUCAGUGAACGUAGUAAAUAUCUGCCUAACAAUGGCUACAAUUCGCAUGGUUCGUCAAUAACAACGAAGUCUUCAUCAGAUAAUAGUGGAAGUAUACGUACGAAUUCCGGUUCAGAUAACGAUGAGGAAUCCGACGAAGAACCUUUUAAUAACUCAUCGAUAUCAAAUAAUUCAAAUUCGACAUCAUCAAAAUGCAUAAACAAACCCAAUGAUAUUCGUUAUUCAUAUUCAAGUGGACAAAAUAGUUAUCAGUCACGACGAACGAAUAAUAGUCGUUCGGAACAAAUUGGUAAUAAUGAUGAACAUCAUUUACAAGUACCUCGUUUUAAACAACUUCCUAAUGAUGACCCAAGCGGCAAUAAAACUCUCAGUAAAUUAAAUUCUGGCACUGAUCAUACCACACUUCCCAAUACAUCAACGUGGCCUUUACAACAAUCAUCUGUUAAUCAAAUCAAUAGUUUAUCAUCAUCAUCAUCUAGUCAUCAAAAUCGAAAUCUUGUCGAUCGUCAAGAACAACAACAAUACCAAUCCAAUUCAUCUCGAAAUAAUUCUCGUCAACAUCAGAUUCGCACAACAAAAAAACGAAAACAAUCUCAACAGCAAGAAACAAUUCGCACUGAGUUGAUACCUGGACAUCGUGGUAACCUUGAUGUCGAUGAAUUGGUCAUGUUCAUUGAUGGAAAUCCAUCAAAACGAGGACAAAAUUCAUCAUCGCUGAACUCAACCGAUGCAAACAAACCGAAAUUGAAUACGUUAAAUGACUCCAAUAGUAAUAAAACAGCACCUCGAAAAAAAUCUCGGAAGACCACAAAGAGUCUUCAACAACCCAUUUCGGUAACAGACGAUUAUGAAAAUGAAAUAUCCACAUCGGUUACAUUCAACCAAUCCCAUUCGGAAGCGAACUACGUGGAUAAUGAAAGCAAUCUAACUACACAUUCAAUUGUUGAUAUAACCAAUCAGUCCUUAGAAGACAGAACUGUAUCAACAACAAAUAAUAAUGAAUACCGAUCAGAUAUAACUAAUAUUACGGCAGUAGCUAUGACUAAUGGCGUCAAUUCAUUACCGAAUUGGUUUGAACAAACUCGUGAUAUAUGUUCGCCAAAUGACGAUAGCAAUUCGCUUCAUUUGUCAUCUACGAUGACUAAUCGUUCGAACAGUGAACCUAUUUCUGAACCGUUUGUAACUGUAACACAUCGUCGUCGUUUGCUUAAAGAACGCCGCCAAGACAAUAAUUCUUCAUCGAUACGUUCAUCCGGUUUACCACUGCAGCCAGUAGCACCAUCACAAUUCUCGUCGUUUUCGAACAACAAUAGUGAUAAGCGACGCAUAUCAUGCGCGAAACAUAAUGGAACGCAACGUACGGCUGCACAAUCAAAUCAUUCGAAUAAUAAAUCUAUCAACACAUCAACAUCGAUAGAAGAAAAUAAAAACAACAAUAAUAUUGGCAAUAUCAACGCAGUCCUUUCUGAACCUGCAUCUCAACAAUCUCCAUCAUUAUCAUCUUUGACCAGUAAUCCUGUUCCAGAGUCAACGUCAGAAAAGCGACAAUCAUCUCCUCGUCUCUCAUCUCAAUCAUCGUCAUCAUCGUUAUCAUCACUAAUAAAGCGCCCAUCAAAACCUCCACCUGUUGUCUUUCUAAAUAAGUCUGCCGGCGUGGAACUGAACGAUGUUUCAUUUGGCUUCGAUCUUGAUUCAACAUCAUUGAAUAAAUCGCUGGAUGAAACAAACGAAAAAUCUUCGACAGAUCAUAUUGAUGCUGAGUCGACGAAUGCAUCUAUGCCAUCAACGGUCGGAUUCAAUCAAUUUACAGACCCAGGAACCGAGAAGUCGACUCGAAAAUUUCAACCACGAUUUUACCGUGGUCUGCAAUUCUAUUCAGGUUCUGAUAUUCGUCCGCAUCAUCAUCGUGCUUAUCCGUCUCAGCAAUUACCAUCCCAACCAUCUUACGUUGAUCCUCUCGUGCUACUUAACUACAACCAACAACGUCUACCAUCUUAUACCCAUCCAUUGACAUGUAUGAAUCUAAUGCGAGGAUCGUACGUGUUGCCUCAAUCUCAAUAUGUGUAUCUUCCAACUACUCUGACGAACUCGAGCACAGUACCAACAACGGCAACAAACGAAACUAAUGGCGAUGAAGAAGCCAAUCAAACAUCAUCUGAAUCAAUUCCUGAACCAUUAGUUGUCAUUGCAGCACCGCCAGCAUCAAUGUAUUAUCAUACAUUAAUGAAUAAAAAACUCUACAUUGAUUCAGAUCAGCAACAAACACCACAAGCGACUCCAAUUUCAAGUAUAUAUCCGGCAGUUCCUCCUGUUUAUCCCGCAAACUAUUUCUAUCCCACACAUGCACCACAUUUGCUUCCAUCACACCCGGCUUACUUUCAGCCAAUCACGUCACCUUCAUUGUUAAUUGAUACGAAGUUCGAACCAAAUGAUAUCGAUGGUAUUGAAGUCAACGAUGACGAUUAUGAGAAAUCAACAAAACUCUACUCACAAGCACGGCAACAAUCAUCAUCAGAUAUUAUGUCGAAUGCUUUACAACUUGUCUACAGUCAACAGCGACGAAAUGCUCAAACGGAUCGUUUUAAUCUCGAUGACCUAACAGCUUACUUAGCUAUGAAAUGGACAGAGACCGUUGAUCACUAUGAGCAAGGCGAUAAUCGAAUUUUGUUAGUUGAUGAAUGA
Messenger RNA from Adineta ricciae, 3519 nucleotides. The record is from the annotation of a GenBank genome assembly. NCBI's taxonomy places the organism in Eukaryota, Metazoa, Rotifera, Eurotatoria, Adinetida, Adinetidae.